Molecule: messenger RNA, 1470 nt
Organism: Parastagonospora nodorum SN15
Lineage: Eukaryota; Fungi; Ascomycota; Dothideomycetes; Pleosporales; Phaeosphaeriaceae
Exons: 3
Coding region: 1-1470 (489 amino acids)
Biological process (GO): carbohydrate transport; transmembrane transport
Cellular component (GO): membrane
Molecular function (GO): carbohydrate:proton symporter activity
Source: RefSeq, a predicted model, not a curated record
AUGGCGCUCACCUCCUUCCAACGUGACUUCAACAUGGCUAGUGUGGCCAAAAGUCAACGUGACACAAUCCAAGGCAACAUCGUUUCGACUUUUCAGGCUGGCUGCUUCUUCGGUGCACUGUUCGCUUUUCCAUUCGCCGAGAAGAUUGGUCGCAAGAAGACCAUGAUCAUCGCUUCUUCUAUCUUUCUACUUGGUGGAACCCUCAUGACCGCAUCCCGAGGAUCGCUCAACAUGAUCUACGGUGGUCGUGCAGUUGCAGGUCUGGGUAUCGGAGCUUCUUCCAUGGUUGUACCUGUGUACAUCUCCGAGACGGCACCUCCAUCCAUCAGAGGACGUCUCAUCGGUAUCUUCGAAAUUGCUUCUCAAGGCGGAGGCAUGUUAGGUUUCUGGAUCAACUACGCCUGCGACCGCACCAUCGACGUCAACAGCCAGUCACAAUGGAUCAUCCCGCUCGCCAUUCAACUCAUCCCAGGUUUGCUUCUCCUGCUUGGUGUUGCCUGGUGUCCAGAGAGUCCUCGUUGGAAGGCUCGUGGCGACGACUUCGAUGGAGCUGAGAGGAUUCUUACCAAGAUCCGAUGCCUUGACGCAUCGCACUCUUACAUCCAGCAUGAAAUGAGCGAGAUCCGUGCGCAAGUCGAGGAGCGCAGUACCAACCACAUGAGCAAGAAGGCACAGUUUAUGAAGCUCUUCCAGAAGGGUGUGCGCAACCGCAUGGCUAUCGGUCUCGCCCUCAUGUUCUUGCAGUCAUUCACCGGUGUCAACAUCAUCACAUAUUACGCUCCCCGCAUCUUUGAAACUCUUGGUAUUACUGGAACGUCAACCAAGCUCUUCAGUACCGGUUUCUACGGUAUCGCAAAGACCCUUGGAAUGUGUUCCUUUACUUUCUUCGUCGUUGAAAGAGUUGGACGCCGCAACGGUCUCAUCUGGGGCGCCGCACUUGGAUGCCUCCCAAUGUUCUACAUCGGUGGAUACGUCAUGAAAGCUGAUCCUGCCGCUGCUGCUCUGCAGGGUGUCGUCACCCGCAACGGAUGGGGAUAUCUGGCCAUGGUCUGCGUCUACCUAAACGCCUUCAUCAUCUGCGCCACAUGGCAAGGUAUUACCUGGACGUACGCAUCUGAAAUCUUCCCUCUUGAUAUACGUAUGCUUUGCGUGUCGCUCACCACCGCUGACACAUGGCUUGGAUCCUUCAUCAUUGCGCGUAGCACGCCUUACAUGAUCUCCGACCUCGGAUACGGCGCGUACUUCUUCUUCGCCUCUAUCCUUGUUGCAAUGGGCGUGUGGAGUUUUUUCUUUGUGCCCGAGACAAAGGGUAUCUCACUCGAAGAGAUGGACGCACUGUUCCAAUACCCUGUUCACAAGGCUGUAUGGGCACAGCUUCGUGGGAAGCCAAUACUCAACGAAGAUGUUCUUGCCAGGGGCAAAGGUCUAGACGAAAAGACCAUCGCUGUUGAGCGUGUUGAGAAGUUGUGA